Messenger RNA from Schistocerca nitens (vagrant locust), 1164 nucleotides. RefSeq lists its product as uncharacterized. The coding region runs from base 1 to 1164 and encodes 387 amino acids. The record is from RefSeq and is a predicted model, not a curated record. Lineage: Eukaryota; Metazoa; Arthropoda; Insecta; Orthoptera; Acrididae. The transcript has 5 exons.
AUGCCACCAAGCGCCGCCGCCGCCGCCGCCGCCGCCGCCGCCGCCGCUAAUGCGACGUUCCUGGCGACGGUGUCCACCUCCUCCAGCAAGUCUGCGGACCGAGGGAGGCGGACCGGCCGGCGCGACGUUGACGGGCUGCCAGCGUCCGCAAGACGGCAAGUCGCUGGCCUAAUGCGCGCUAAGUGCUGCCCUGCCACUACACCGGCGGGGCGGCCAAGAGAGCGGCCAGUCGGCGACGCAUUAGCGCACCGCCACCCUCCCCCAACCACGCUGCCUCACAGGCCUUUCACGCAGAGUUCAUCCCGUCCACGGGAGGGAUCAUCAUCUGACCGCAUUUGUUCCUUGAAGACAAGAGGAGAUGAUGCUGUGGAACAGGCCGCCCUGGAGAGGCGUGAAGAACCUAUUUUGAUUUUCGUCGGGCCCUUCCCGCCACGCUACGGCCACGGCCGCCUCCGCCUUGCCUCCACCUCGGCGAAAUUUAAUAAAAAUGUCAACUCAAGUUGGGCGCAGGACAGCGCUCGCCCGGCGGUGGUGGGGGCGGGGGCGGCGGCGGGGGAGGCCAAGGUCCGGCAGGGGCUUAAAAUUAAAACGGCGGCGCCUCCUGGGGGCGCCACCGGCACCGGGGCAGCCGCUGCCCAGUUCGAUAUCGGUCGCCAAGAAAGGGCCCCUUCCGAGAAGGCCGCGCCGCCACCGUCCAGGUGGACUAAAGGACAUGAGGUGACAGCGCGCCGGCUGCGUCGCGCCGCUGAUGAGCGAUGGACGCCCCGCGCCGCGCUAACGACUGCGCUGUCACGGCGCCCCGGCCCGGCGCGACGCGCUUCGGCCAUCAGCCUGAGCCGCGGCGCUGCAGACCAGCGGCGUUACAAAUGGCGCGCGACUCUGGCCGCCAGGGGUGCCAAUUUAUUAGUGCGCCGCCACGCUUACCCCGGCCAGAGCGCAGCCGCCUCUGGCAGGCGUGUCGCUGCGCGCGAUCUGCUCGCAGCAGAACUGAUACCACACGCUUUUUCGGGCGUAGGUACAUCGGCUCUGCACUGGUACAUGCCCGCUGGUGUUUUAGCUCUACAGAAAUCACCAGUCACGCUUUCAAAUAUCGACAGCAUUCAAAGCAUGUGGAUGUACUACGACUGUGAGUGCGCAAAUAAUGACCAAGAUACAAUGAAGUGA